GCAGAGUUUCCCCGGUGAUCUGAGAGAGGAGCUGGAGCUCGUGCAGGAGAAGCAAAUGGAAGUCUUUCUGCCAAUCGUUUGCUUUUGCUUUGCGCCCCUUUCAAAUUUAUCAAACACUUGAGGAGAUCCCACUAAGUUAGAGUGUACCUCAGAAUGCUGAAAUCGAAAGAGCUUACAGAUGAUUCUGCCACUCUGAACAUUAUAGAGGUUAAAUGUGAGGAUGUGAUUUUGCCAAUUUGCUCAAACACCGAGGAAACAUCUCCCAGAGUUCUCUGCUCAGACACAUUCCACAGAAACGAUGGAGAUGGGAUGGAGAGAAGUCACCAGUGCCUCCAGUGUGGGAUGUGUUUUAGUGAAGAGGACAGCUUCCAGCGUCACCUGCGCAUUCACGCUGGAGAUAAACCGCAUUUUUGUUCAUAUUGUGGAAAUAGUUUUAGCCUGCUGAGUCAUCUUUACUUACACCAGCGUGUCCACAAGGAAGAUGGUCCAGACGAUGGUCCAGACGAUAGUCUAGGAGCUGGUCAAGAUGAUAGUCUAGGAGCCGGUCGAGGAGCUGAGCAAAGAGCUGCUCUAGGACUUGGUCCAAGAGCUGGUCGAGGAGAUGGUCAAGAAGAUAGUCCAGACCAUAGUCUAGGACCUGGUCUAGGAGCUGGUCAAGAAGAUAGUUCAGAGAAUAGUCUAGGAGCUGGUCUUGUAGCCGGUCUACAAGCUGGUCGAGGACCUGAUCUACGAGCUUGUCGAGGAGCUGGUACAGACGAUAGUCAAGGAGCCGGCCUACGAGCUUGUCAAGGAGCUGGUCCAGGAGCUGAUCGAGGAGCCGGUCAAAGAGCUGGUCUAGGACCUGGCCAAGCAGCUGGUCGAGGAGCUGGUUUAGGAGCUGGUCUAGGAGCUGGUCAAGAUGGUAGUCUAGGAGCUGGUCCAGGAGAUGGUCUAGAUGGUAGUCUAAGAACUGGUCGAGGAGCCGGUCCUGAAGCUGGUCGAGGACCUGGUCUAGGACGUGGUCUACAAGCUGGUCUAGGAGCUGGUCUAGGAGCUGGUCUCAAUAUUCAUGAAAAGAGCACCAUAAAACCUCAGGACUACAAACCAGACAAGCCCCACGGCUGUCCAGAAUGCGGGAAGAGCUUCAAACGACGCACCGAUCUCAGAAUUCACCUGCACGUCCACACAGGCGACAAACCGCAUCACUGCACGGAAUGUGGGAAAACCUUCAACCGGCGCAGCCAUCUCCAGCGACACCAGCGCAUCCACACCGGAGACAUGCCGUAUCAGUGCUCCACCUGCGGCAAGAGCUUCAACCACCAGCUCCACCUCGAGAUCCACCAUCGCACCCACACGGGAGAGAAGCCGUACUCGUGUUCGCAGUGCGGAAAGAGGUUUAAUCAGAAGUGUCACCUUCUACGCCACGAGCGAUUUCACGCCGGAGAGAAACCGUUCCAGUGCUCCGAAUGUGGAAGGAGCUUUUCACUUCAGAGUCAUCUCCAAGCGCACAAUCGCGUCCACACGGGCGAGAGGCCGUAUCACUGCUCGGAGUGCGGCAGGAACUUCACCUUGCAGAGUCAUCUCCAGGAGCAUCUGCGAACUCACACCGGAGAGAAGCCGUACCACUGCGCCGAGUGCGGCAAGACCUUCAACCGCCAGAGCAACCUCAGACUGCACCAGCGAGUUCACUCCGGAGACAAGCCGCACAAUUGCUCAGAGUGCGGGAAGACCUUCAUCCAGCGCAGUCAUUUCCUGAGACACCAGCGCGUUCACACCGGAGAGACGCCGUACGUCUGCUCCGAUUGCGGCAAGAGCUUCCGAUACUCCAGUACUGUAAGUAAACACAGCUGCCAGAAGAGUCAGGGCGAAGGAAUAGAAAGUACUGAUAACAGUCCGGAUCUACUGGACCAACAAAUCAGCUGACCGCCAGAACAAAGCUUGACUUUAUUGAAUAGGUGAAAGUCAUUAAUAGCUAGCGAGCAGGAAUGCUAAUGCUAACAACUGGACUCGAGGGUGGCUACUAACUUUAAGAACUUUUUUUACAGCUGUAGUUGGUUUCUCUGGUCUGAAUCAGUCUGAUGUUCUGAUGAGUUUGUUUACUUAAGCGUUUUCUUCCUCGGUUUGGUUUGUUUUCACACAGGCAAAAACGUUAAGGCAAUCAAAUCCCCAACAAAUCACGUAAGCAUGUUGUCUCCUCUGAUUGGUCAGAGCUGUCUAAAGUAAAUGCAUCUCAAAAAAUUAGAAUAUCAUUAAAACGUUACUUUAUUUUAGUAAUUCAUUUUAAAUUGUUUGACUCAUAUAUAUUAUAUAGAUAUAUAAAACACAAAGUGAUACUAUGCUUCUGAGACUCCAUACACUAUAUACUAGUGCAUGUAAAAACAAUUAUUUCAUUGGAAAGUUACUUUAUUUUUAAGCAAUUCAGUUCAAAAUGUGAAACUCAUAUAUUAUAUAGAUGUAUUAAACACAGAGUGGUUUAUUUUAAAAGUUUAUUUAUUUUAUUGUUGAUGAUUAUGAAGCUUACAGCCAAUGAAAACCCAAAAAUCAGUGUCUCAGAAAAUUUUAAUAUUAUGUAAGACCAAUUGUACUUUUAGCAGUGUGGGCAGUGUGCCAAGUCCUGCUGGAAAAUGAAAUCCGCACCUCCAUAAAAGUUGUCAGUAGCAGAGGUUCAGCAUGAAGUGCUGUAAG
Molecule: messenger RNA, 2664 nt
Organism: Astyanax mexicanus (Mexican tetra)
Lineage: Eukaryota; Metazoa; Chordata; Actinopteri; Characiformes; Acestrorhamphidae
Product: zinc finger protein 696-like
Exons: 2
Coding region: 154-1902 (582 amino acids)
Biological process (GO): regulation of DNA-templated transcription
Molecular function (GO): RNA polymerase II cis-regulatory region sequence-specific DNA binding; DNA-binding transcription factor activity, RNA polymerase II-specific
Source: RefSeq, a predicted model, not a curated record